CAGUCCGAUAGUAUUGAAGGCGAAGCUGAAAAGACGGUUUGUUUUUACGGAGUGAGACGCGUUUCUGCUAAUCGUCGCUGGCGCACCGAUUAUUAAAGCGGUUGUUACCUGGUCCGUUAUUUCUGGGUGUUUGUCGCACACCGGCUUGUUAGGUCGCCAUGGCUCUGUGCGGGGGUGUCGGAGCCAUGGCUUUGCCCAGCGAGCUGAUCGUCCACAUAUUCUCCUUUCUGUCAGACCGAGACAAGCUCCGGGCCUCGGCUGUGUGCUCCCGAUGGAGGGAGUGUCUCUUCUACCCUGCACUGUGGACCGAGCUCAAACUGCGGAUAGGCGGCGGCUGUAACGGUGGCGGCUCCGGCUCCGAGGAGACCCCGAGGCUGGAGUUUCUCAUGCGGAAGUUCGGCUCGUUCGUGCGGGAGCUGCAGCUGGAGCUCGCCCCGGUGGAAGGUUACCUGAGCCCGCUGAACCACGACCCGUCGUCUGGCAGGAUGGACCAGCCUCCCGGUCCAGAGAGCGACCCGCAGUUCUCCGAGCGAUGGAAGGACGCAAUGGCCACCUACUUGGACCAGGUGCUUUGUGUGCUGAGCAGUAUACGAAACAACAGAAACCUCCAGAAACUGAGUCUGUAUGGUGAUACCUGUAUCCUUCAGGAAGAAGGUCUUUUGGACAGUUCAUACCUGCACCAGAUUCACCAUGGCGACAAGAAGAUCAAAGAAAUUCAGCAGUUGUUCAUGGAGCUGCUGUCUAACAGCAGGCAGCUGAGGUGGUUAUCCUGUAGCUUCAUGCUGGGCCUGGUGACUCCCUGCUCCUUAGCUUGCCUGUCAAAUCCUUCGGCUGGGACCCUGCAGCACCUCAGUCUACUCGACCACCAGCUGGGAAUUCAUUGCGACGUGAGAGACAAGGCCUCCACACGCCGCUACGCUCCGUUCAUCUCGCCCUCAGAGUUGGAUCGUCUCUCUAACCUUCACUCUCUCGCUCUGGAUUUCUCUGACCUGACCUCUGAGCUGUGCGGUCUGCUGGCCUCUCCACGCCGCACCCCGCUGCAUCGUCUCUCCCUGCUGCUCAACGGCGCCGCUUUGGAGUUCAAACCUUUGGAAGGGACAGCCACUGAAGAUGACUGGAAGGCACUGGUCCGUGUGAGUGCCAACCUGCGAGUGUACAUCAUGGCCCUGGAGGUGGACAGCUCAGAACUCCUCAGGGUCCUGAAGCCGAGCCUUCCUCUGGAGCGCCUCCACCUUGACAGCUACAGCACUCUGGUGACCGAUGCCACCCUGGAGCUCAUCUCCCAGCAGUACAACAAAACCCUGACUCAUUUCCUGCUCCUGAGGGAUGAUGCCGACUUUCCUGACCUCAGCGUUAAUCGCAAUGAAGACCCGUUGGUCCUCUUAGCGUGGAGAUGUACUCAGCUGGCUGUGCUGGUGAUACAUGGCUACACAGUGUGGUCCCAUAACUUGGUGGCCAUCUCUCGGCUCCGAGGCUCCAGCCUCCGUGUCCUGGCUGUGUCCGAGGAGAGCAUCGACUUUGACCCCGACCAAUCGGUGUACGUGGAGGGCGACCCGGUCCACAACCUGGUCAAGGAGGUUUCCCUGGGCCUGGGUCGCGUCUGGCACCCAUGCCUGGAUUCCAACCUGGUUUUGUCUGAACCUACCCAGCACUUCCACCGCGAGCUGCACGCCUUCAGCAUGGGCAUGUAGGCAGGAGGGGAAAACCCAACACAACACAGCCUAAACUGUGACAAGGCCAGGCCAGACAACCAAUCGGGCCUCAGUCAGCUAUGGUCCAAAUCAGGCCCACGAUAGAUCUGGCGCAAAAUGGAUCAUAAAACCAAUCUAUAAUUCACUUUGAUAUGAAGUGGUGUGAGAUGAUUGCUUUCUUUUCGCUCUCUCUUUUUGCUAUGGGGGUUUUAACAUGCAGUUAAGUUGCAUAAAUUAUGAUUAGAUUCCUUGUUUUUACCUCUUUUUGGGCAUAGCACCUGCUAAUUUAACCAGUGAACUGUGGAAAGAGAUUAAAUCUUUUUUUAUAUAUAUGUAUAAUUGGUCAAAUUAUUCUGGGAUAGUGGUUCUCGGUGGAUGUCACAUCCACCCGUAUUGUUUCACCACAAAGAAUACUUAGGUCAUUUCAUGAUGAAAUUUAAACCUACCUGGUUUACUGAAUCAUCCCGCUUUUUGAAGUAGACCCCUUGUCUGGCCUGGCCCAGUCUGGUGUGGUCUUUCUCACAACAUGCAUUCAGAGCUCGAUGUCCUUCCUUCAUCUUAAUAACUUCCCAAGCCUCUGUAUAAUGUAACUUUGAUUUAUUUUUUGUUUUCCUUUUUUAUUGCAUUGUUUUUCCUCUCCCCUCCCUGUUCCGUGUAAAGAGUGAUAUUGUUUUUCCUGUGUGGUGUUUCCCCUGCCUGGAUAGCCUCUGUGUAUAUUUAAUUACAACUAUAUUACUAUCCUGCUCACAAAUAGAACGGGACAGGCAGGCGGGUUGAGUGAUUAACAGGUGGGAG
This is a messenger RNA of Myripristis murdjan (pinecone soldierfish), 2486 nucleotides long. RefSeq names its product F-box protein 33 (gene fbxo33). Bases 159 to 1691 code for a protein of 510 amino acids. Gene Ontology annotation, biological process: positive regulation of protein ubiquitination. The transcript has 7 exons. Gene Ontology annotation, molecular function: protein binding. The record is from RefSeq and is a predicted model, not a curated record. NCBI's taxonomy places the organism in Eukaryota, Metazoa, Chordata, Actinopteri, Holocentriformes, Holocentridae.